Gymnogyps californianus (California condor) is the source of this 2802-nucleotide messenger RNA. It is a transcript of the gene LSP1, whose product is annotated as lymphocyte specific protein 1. The transcript has 11 exons. Gene Ontology annotation, biological process: signal transduction. Bases 1 to 1083 code for a protein of 360 amino acids. The record is from RefSeq and is a predicted model, not a curated record. Lineage: Eukaryota; Metazoa; Chordata; Aves; Accipitriformes; Cathartidae. Gene Ontology annotation, molecular function: actin binding.
AUGUCAGACUCAGAGGGGUGCCAGAAGGGUGCGGAAGGUGCGAACCAAGUGGGAGAUGAAUUCCCUGGGGAGAGCGAGAGGCUGACAGCACAGUGGAGUGUGGAAGACGAGGAGGAGGCAGCGAGAGAGCGGCGGCGGCGGGAGCGGGAGAAGCAGCUGAGGUCCCAGGCAGAAGAGGGCUUGAACGGCACAGUCUCCUGCUCGGAGAGCGCGGGUCCAGCACAGGAAAACCACUAUGACUUUAAGCCGUCUGGGACUUCGGAGCUGGAGGAGGAUGAGGGGUUCAGUGACUGGUCCCAGAAGCUCGAGCAGCGCAAACAGAGGUCUCCACAACAGUCGUAUGAAGAAGAGGACGGUGGUGUGAGCGAAGCUGAAGUCAAACUGGAGCAGAUCCAGCUGAAUCGGGAAAGCCCGGAGGAGAUCCGGGAGCAGAAUGUGGUUAUCGGGGAGGAAGAGAGGCUGUGCCAGGAGGAAGAACAGGUCCAAGAGCAGGAGGAAGAGGAGAGAGCCGAGCAAGAGGAAAAGAAGAGAAGGAGAAAUGAAGAAGAAGAAGAAACACCAGAAAAACGCCAGAAGGCCCCAAGCCCUGCCAGCCUGGAAGAGGAGGAGCUAUGCUCUGACCACACUGCAGUGUGCUCCAUGAAGAUCACGGACAGAACAGAGUCACUGAACCGCUCAAUAAAGAAAAGUAACAGCAUAAAGAAGACUCAGCCUCCCCUCCCUGUGUCGAAGAUUGAUGACAGGCUGGAGCAGUACACUCAGGCUAUUGAGACAUCCACAAAGGCUCCAAAAUCUGUCCGACAGCCCUCUCUUGACCUUCCCACCACGAGCAUGAUGGUAGCCAGCACGAAAAGCCUCUGGGAGACUGGAGAGGUUGCAGCUCAGUCUGCCGUGAAGUCCCCACCCUGUAAGGAUAUCGUGGCUGGAGACAUCGUGAGUAAACGAAGCCUUUGGGAACAGAAGGGCAAUCCCAAAACCGAGACCAAUAUCAAGUCCACUCCUUCUGGCAAAAAGUAUAAAUUUGUUGCAACAGGCCAUGGCCAGUACAAGAAGGUGUUGAUAGAUGAUGCUGCAGAGCAAUAGCGUGCCUGGAGAACUCAUUAACCAGCUGAGCUUGGUCCUGGCUCGAUGCAACCCUCAAUGCCACUAUUUCCUCUGCUCCACAGAAGAUAAUUGAAGGAUGUUUCUCCUCUUCUGCCUGAUGUCAGUCUGCUUUGGUACAGCCUGACUCCUCUCGGGGUGUGAGCAAUACCCCAUGCUGCCUCCGGUUGGAUAAAAGGAACUAGAUCAGCUGGCAAAACCCAUCCCUGUUUUAACCUUCUAUGUGACUCUUCGGCUUUUUUUUUUUUAAUCUGGCUCUGCUAUGGAGAUGGGAGGCUGUGGCUCUGCUCCCUCUCUCCCUCUCUUCUUUCAAGUGUUGGAAGAGAGGGAUCUGCUGCCCUGCUGAGCUGGCAGGGCUUUUGCUACGUGAUGAAGAAUUUCUACUUUUGUGGCUCUUGGUGGCUGGGUGGUGGGAGAGAGGGAGCUCAAGAGAAACCUGGUAAAAGAAUCGGUGUUUGAAAGGAGGGCAAUGGGCAGAUCCCGAGUGUGAGGAGACUGCAAGGACCACUUGUCACCCUAUUGGUGCCAGCUGUGGGUAAAGUCUUCCCCUGUUUACAAUGCAGCCUCUGUCCCUCUACAACAUCUGCUUUGAGGGACUUCCAUCUACUGGUCUCUCUGUGCACAUCAAAUCAUAUUCAACUUAGUCCCAUUUUUUUCUUUAGUUCCCAGAUCAUCCUUUAAUCACAGUUACAUACCCAUGCCAAAAUGUUGCUGACACUUUUCCGUUUUGACAGUGGCAAUAGCAGCUUUGUUUCAAAUAGCUGCUGCCUUCCUCUUCCUGUCUAACAUGGAUUGGAGGUCUCCUUUCCCAGGUGAGGAGUGCUGACCACUGGUAUUUAUCUCCCUUCUCUGAAAAAGGGAUUUGCUUGUUCUCUAACCUGUGGGCUUCAGUGCCAGUGAUUGAAACACUUCUGAAUGUCAGAGGUGGUGGGCAUGUUGAUAACCUGCCUGCUAUGCUCCUGGAGGUGGACAGAAUAUCCGGGAAAUGGCUGCUGCUCUUAUGCUGGAAGCUGCCUUGGUGAAAGGGCAUCCUAGUGAGUUGUUGGGGGAGGUCAGGUCUUGCUGUGAACAUGGGAAACUGAGCCCCUAAAAAGUGGCACUCUGGCCUUGGGCCCAAGAUCUGUAAAUCAGCUCCCAGGGCUGUUUCUGAACUCUCCCACAUCUUCAUACUUCAUGGUGUUAGCAUGUCCCCCAUCCCCUCUUUAAAGUCUUAUUCCUACCCUCUUCCCAUGUCAACAUAAUUUUGCAACCUGUUUCUGCUAUCCUGGAAGGGAGGACAGCUUCUCUCUCCUGCUGCAUCAGUGUGCUUUCUGCUUAAAUUUACUGCGUCUUGAUUUUUUUUUUUGUAAGCAUUUAAUAAAAUUUGAGGAAGACGUAACGAUGGCAGCUCUGAGGAUUUUGUUGAUGUAGGAGUUCCUGCAGCAAAGCUGUUUUCCAAGACCUUGCAACUCUCCGCUUGAGCAGAAAGUGGAGGAGAAGAAACAUCAGGCUGAGUGACAAGAAGAAAAGGAGCUUGAUGCAUGCAGGAAAGGGGCUUUCUGUGUGCCUGCCCCAUUUAGGACAUCCUUGUCAUCUUGCUGCAUUCUUCAUUGUUAUUGGGGGUAAUUGACUGUAAAAUGGGAAUGAGCGGUGUUUGGGUGAGAGAUGGAGCAGCAUACAGAAGACUUCCCAUGGAGUGAUCAGUCAGGAGAAGCACAGAGC